UGGAGAAAUCGCUUAAACACCUCAGCUGCUUGCCUAGUAAAUUAAAAGCAAGGUGUUGUCUCUUAAACACAACCAAAGGAUCGUUUAUGGAACAUUCUUCACUUCAGCUCUCCUUGGAAACACAACAGACAAUGCAAGCCUUAGAUCGCAAGCCCAUCAUCCUGUGCCGGGUCUGCGGGGACAGAUCUUCUGGAAAACACUACGGGGUUUUCACCUGCGACGGAUGCCGAGGUUUUUUCAAGAGAAGUAUCCGUCGUAAUUUAACAUAUCAGUGCAAGGAAAGAGGCAACUGUACUGUGGAUGUAACGCGACGAAAUCAAUGCCAGGCUUGCAGGUUAAAGAAGUGCUUUGAAGUUAAGAUGAACAAAGACGCCGUCCAACACGAGCGAGCCCCACGCUCCUCGCAGGUUGUCCCAGUUGUCCCCACGUGCUCAGUGCUCAGUGGUUCGUAUGAACAACCUCCUGCACACGCUAUCCCAGAACAGCUAUAUUCUUAUUCCAAAAGCAACCCGGGUGACAGAUCACAGCGCCGGGGCAGCCCUGAGCGAGAACUGGACUCGAACAGAUCGAGCGACAUAUCACGCUUCUCGCCCCCAGUCCCUCAGUACCACGGCCAGAAUAACAACCAGUCACCAGACUCCUCCAAGAAGCGCAACUUUCUUUCCAUAGCAAGUCUGAUCGACACAAAAGACAACUCUGCGCAGCCUUCACCAAGUACUACUGACACUAGCCCUAAACACGAGAGUGAAGACCCCAGAGAAAGGUCACCACUUGUGUACCAGCCCUCCCCAGAGUCUGUAUAUGAGUCGGCUGUGCAGUUAUUGUACAUGUCAGUCACUUGGGCAAGAAACAUACCAACAUUUUUGGAUCUUCCUUUCCGUGAUCAAGCAAUCUUGCUGGAGGAAGGAUGGAGUGAGCUUUUCGUUCUGAGCGCCGCCCAGUUCUCUUUACCAGUAGAUAUGGGGCCACUUCUGUCUGCAGCUGGUCUACAGGUAGAUAAAGCUCCCACAGAUAAAAUCGUGGCGGGAAUGGCAGACAUCCGUCUGUUACAAAAUGUGGUGGCGAGAUUCAAGCGGGUGGAGAUUGACUCUACUGAGUAUGCGUGUUUGAAAGCCAUUGUUCUAUUCAAGCCAGACCUUCGUGGUCUCCGAGCACCUCACAUGGUUGAAAGACUUCAAGAUCAAGCACAAGCCAUGCUGGGAGAACAUUGCCGCAGCCAAAAUCCUGACCAGCAAGUGAGAUUCGGAAAGCUGUUGUUGAUGCUACCAUCAUUACGAUCAGUCAGUCCCAAGAUGAUAGAAGACUUGUUCUUCCGCGGAGCUCUUGAUAACGUACCCAUCGAGAGAAUGCUGUGUGAUAUGUUUAAAUCUAGCUAAGCUGAAUGGUAUGCUUUCGUGCAAAAUACAUUGCUUCUCGGUUUUCGUUAUAAAGAGGUACAUGUUAUUCGUAAGAAAUGUUGAAUAAUAAUUAACUCAGUAGGCCUAGAUGAUAUCAGCUAUCAAUUUCCAAAGAGCGCGAGCUCCAAAAAAGCACUCGUGUAGCGUGGACACCCUGUGCCGAGCGCGGGAUACGAGUGGGGCCUUUGCGCUAAGCGCGGGAAGCAAGGGGGCUAACUGUGCUAAGCGCAGGAAAUAGUUGACGUCGAUUCCAAAUUAGUUUAAAUCGAUUCAGUUGAAAUAUAAUUUAAUUUUAGGCCUCACGUUUGGUAAUAUUGCAAAGAAUCAAGUUAAAAAUUAAAAUAAGUCGAAAAUAACUGUGGUAUGUGCACAUGUAGAUAGUUACUUUAUUUGUAGUUUUCUGCAUGUUUCGGUACAUGUGUUGUUUUUUAUGGGAUGGAAAAAAGGUAAGCAUUGGUGUUUUUCCUUAGUCAUUUUCUACCAACUUUUCAGCUUUGAUAUCUCUAUUUGAAGGCUUUUAAAGCGACGUUUUUUGGAAUAGUCCAUGGUGUAAAAAUUUUUUUGUCUUGAGUUCAAGUUUUAUUUCGUAAAAAUUAGCUUAAAAGAUUCAUUGCCGAGAUAGCUCGCAAGCAUUCAGUAGAUUUAAAGCUCUGCGAAUGCGAACAAAUGCAAAUUAUCUCUUUACUGUUCAGCUGAAUUGUGGGGAUUUCCGACAAGAAAUGAGUUUUAUAAUGUUCCUAUCUAACGAUAUUCUGGAUGAAUUCCUUUGAAAUGAAAAGGAUAAACUAAAAGGAGAGUUUGUUAAGAUAAACGAAAACCAGAGUAAUAAAAGUAUAAACAAAUAUGAAGAGUCACUUCGAUUGAGAGCAGAACUUAGUAAACAUUUUGAUAGGAAAUGUUCACUUUGUAUCUGAAAAUUUUUUUUUAAACGUUUGGUUACGAAGUAUUUAUAGAAUAGCGAAAAUAUUUAGUAAACUUAUGUAUAUAAUGUAAAAAUUUGUAGCAUACAGUAUUUCAAAACAUUUAAGUGGAUGUAUCAAUUUUUUUUUCAACUUGUCUAAUUCUAAGUAAUACAUUCUAUUAUUUUCGCCUGAUCAAAUGGAGCGAGUUUGUAAUAGGUGUAGUGAGACUGCGCGGUAAAGACUUCAGUCGAGUUUUUAAAUGUAUAUUCAUAAGCA
Molecule: messenger RNA, 2575 nt
Organism: Pocillopora damicornis (cauliflower coral)
Lineage: Eukaryota; Metazoa; Cnidaria; Anthozoa; Scleractinia; Pocilloporidae
Product: nuclear receptor subfamily 2 group E member 1
Biological process (GO): regulation of DNA-templated transcription
Molecular function (GO): DNA-binding transcription factor activity; sequence-specific DNA binding; zinc ion binding
Source: RefSeq, a predicted model, not a curated record